UGCUAUGAAACCAAUAAUAUGAGGUUAGUUUUUUAAUUCUGUUUAUAUUUACUAAUGCAUUGACAAGAAAUUGUUUUGGGUUUUCUUAGUUACUUAACUUGAAUGUAUGGCACAGUUCUAGCACCUAUCAAUGGAAGGUCUUCCCUUACUGCCAGGUUAUGCUUUUCGAGACAUUACGCAAUCCAAAUUCAAUGUAUCCCACCAUUUUGACGUCAGAAAUGGGUAUGCUGUGAGUCGUAAACCUGAGUUUGGUAUUGGGAAAACUCCAUUGGACGUAAACUCAGUUCGCUAUCACGAUGCUCUUGAUCCGAUAAGAUUUGAUCCAUCACUCAUUUACGGCCGGGCAAAAAGCUACAAAAUUCCAACAUUCACUCCACAUUUUGUUCAAUAUGACAAGAAAUGUCUGACCUUCCGAGCGUUCUUUAGACAGUCCGUCGCUGAGUCACCGGAUGAACACUUCCGCAUCAGACAAGUCAACAUCAUCUACUUCCUUGAAGAUGACACCCUCACUGUCAUGGAACCUCCAGUGCAGAACGCAGGAUACGACCAAGGCAGGCUGGUACGCAGAGCCAAGAUUCCGAAGGGAUCGUCAGGCCAGCAUUGGCACUGGAAAGACCUCAACGUUGGCAUAGACCUUGUCAUUUAUGGUAUCACCUACCACAUUUGCAACUGUGAUGAAUUCACUACGGAAUUUCUGCUGAGUCAAGGUUUAGAGCUGAAUGCAAUGGAGGAAGUACCUCAGGAUCCGUACAUGUUGAGCCGACAAGGCUUCCCCCACCCUCCGUCUAGAGCUGGGCCUGUAGAUGACAAGCUGCGGCGUUUCCUGGAGUACGACGGCAAAGUUCUAAGGUUCUACGCAGUGUGGGACGAGAGAGAGAGUGGAGGGGAGAUGAGGAAGUACGUCAUCUACUACUACCUGGCCAACGACACGGUUGAGAUUGGUGAAGUUAAGACUCCAAACUCCGGUCACGACUCGUUCCCCAAACUGCUCAACAAGAUGAAAGUACCCAAGAAUUGGAAAGAUAUUCCACAGGAUUAUCCGUCUAUUUUCAUGGAGCGCAGUGAUGCAGAGGUGACUGAGUAUUACCAACCUAAGGACUUUAUGGUUGGCAACACAGUUCAUAUUAUGGCGAGGAAGUUUAUGAUCUACGACUGUGAUGCGUUCACUCGCAAGUACUUCUCCCACUGUCUGCAGCUCGACCAGCCUGCUGCGAUCAAAGUACUGGAAGAGAAGCCAGCACCACCGCCUCCUCCUCUCCCGCCACACAUAGGUAUAGGAGCUCCAGAAGAUACGGCUCAGUCUUGUUACUCCUUCAUGCCAAAACCUCCCAAGAAGGAUAUGCUCAGAUACAUCAUCAACGCUGGGAAGAAACUGCGCUACACCGCGGUGCUAGACUGGGUCCACCCUGAGGACAAGGAUCGCCAGUUCAUGAUAGAGUACAACCUGGCCAACGGAGAAGUGUUGGUGCAGGAACUGAAGGUACCCAACUCUGGGUUCGUGGCUGGUCGCUUCCUCCGACCCAUGUGUCUGCCCAAACCUGGCUCCAACCCAGACAACCCUCAGUUCUACACGCCUGGCGACUUCAAUAUAGGAUCUAUAGUGGAUGUGUUUGGACAUCGGUUCAAAAUCACAAGUGCAGACCUGGCAGUGUACAAAUACAUGGAGGCCAACCCUGAGAAGUUUAGUGAGCAAACCCUGCAGGGGAUGAGAGCUCACAUGGUGCGACUGGGACUGCUCAACCAGGAGAUAAAGGGGAUGAGAGCUCACAUGGUGCGACUGGGACUGCUCAACCAGGAGAUAAAGGGGAUGAGAGCUCACAUGGUGCGACUGGGACUGCUCAACCAGGAGAUAAAGGUAAGCAGACCUAGCAGUGUACAGAUACAUGGAGGCCAACCCUGA
Macrosteles quadrilineatus (aster leafhopper) is the source of this 1900-nucleotide messenger RNA. Its product is annotated as EF-hand domain-containing protein 1-like. The transcript is spliced from 13 exons. The record is from RefSeq and is a predicted model, not a curated record. Lineage: Eukaryota; Metazoa; Arthropoda; Insecta; Hemiptera; Cicadellidae. Gene Ontology annotation, biological process: mitotic cytokinesis; cilium-dependent cell motility; mitotic spindle organization. Gene Ontology annotation, cellular component: mitotic spindle; axoneme. The coding region runs from base 131 to 1900 and encodes 589 amino acids. Gene Ontology annotation, molecular function: alpha-tubulin binding.